This is a messenger RNA of Camponotus floridanus (Florida carpenter ant), 822 nucleotides long. Its product is annotated as venom allergen 3. The annotation marks the transcript as partial. The transcript is spliced from 5 exons. NCBI's taxonomy places the organism in Eukaryota, Metazoa, Arthropoda, Insecta, Hymenoptera, Formicidae. The record is from RefSeq and is a predicted model, not a curated record.
UCUCGUAACGAAAGAAUUAUCAUUUUACAAUCGCUACUCAUUUCUGCGCAGUCCGAUUGCAAGAGUGAGGAUUGCAUCGAUAUGGAGUAUAACGAUCUCGACGGGGAGGAUAUCGAAACCGUGCUCGACAGUCAUAAUUUUUAUCGGGUCGCUAUAGCGAGCGGGAAGGAGAGCCGCGGAAACCCUGGGCCGCAGCCUGCCGCGAGGACCAUGAUGGAAUUGAUGUGGGACGACGAGCUCGCCGUUAUAGCGCGUAGAUGGGCGUUGCAGUGCAAGCUCUUCGAGAAGGAUCAGUGCCGAGACAUUGAACGAUUUGGAGUAUGGCAGAAUGUGAACGUACUCAACAUGGACAGCGUGGGAUAUGGUACGAGUAGAGAAAGAAUUCACUUUCAUAUUACGUCAUGGUACGACGAGGUGGAGGACUUCGACAACGCGGAAAUCGGACUAGUGAACUACUCUAGCGCGUGGCAACUCUCCUCUUAUAUUCCCCUCGCAUCGGCGACGUUCAUUUACGUUGGUUGCGGCCGCGCGAUUUACACGCUCGACUUGAACAAGACCGCGGCAACCGGCGGGUUUGGGAAUCGGGUCGAGGUACUCGUGUGUAAUUACGGACCUGUCGAUCGCACCGCGCCCCAGCAGCUCUACAAGCUCGGCCGACCUGGUCUAUGCCCAUCCGGGACCUUCCCCAGCGACCGUUACCAAUUCCUUUGUAAAUAUAAAAAGAAUGAUAGCUACUUUUUUGAACGAUCAACAUCGUUCUCAUCAUAUGGUAUAGCGAUUAUUCAUGCUUUUGUGAACAUCGAGGAUCUGACACAAGAAUGA